Messenger RNA from Rhinichthys klamathensis goyatoka, 601 nucleotides. RefSeq names its product phosphatidylinositol glycan anchor biosynthesis, class P (gene pigp). Lineage: Eukaryota; Metazoa; Chordata; Actinopteri; Cypriniformes; Leuciscidae. Gene Ontology annotation, biological process: GPI anchor biosynthetic process. Gene Ontology annotation, molecular function: phosphatidylinositol N-acetylglucosaminyltransferase activity. The transcript is spliced from 4 exons. The record is from RefSeq and is a predicted model, not a curated record. Bases 132 to 530 code for a protein of 132 amino acids.
CAUAGACUAACCCGCACCAGAGAGAGAGAGAAGCGAUAUUUAUGUAUUAUUUAUGAUCUGAUGAUUUCCACACCGUCGUCAGACCGAUCGAAGCUCUUCCGUCGCCGAAGCCGAAGCUGUUGAUGUAGGAGAUGGAGAACUCUCCCUCCCCGCUCCCCGAGAGAGCGAUCUACGGGUUCGUGCUGUUCCUGGGCUCUCACUGCGGGUUCUUGCUGUAUGUGGUGUGGGCUUCUGUUCCUGACGACUGGCUUCAUUCUGCCGGAUUGACCUACUGGCCUCAGAAAUACUGGGCUCUGGCGGCUCCCAUUUACAUGCUGGUCACUUUAACCACCUGCUUCGUGCUGCUGUUCGGGGUGAAUAUGAUGAACACGGCUCCACUCGCAUCAGUGGACAACAUCACAGACCGCUAUGCCAAGAGUCAGCGCACAGAUGAGGAUCCAGCAGGAGCGAUUCCCACAUUUCCCAGACUCAGAGACGUUCCCAUCAGCGAAAUAAACCGUGUGUUUUACCUGGAUCCCCGCGAGCACUGAGUGUGUGUGUGUGUGUGUGUGUGUGUGUGUGUGUGACGAAUAAACCGUGUGUUUUACCUGGAUCCCUGCGA